Sardina pilchardus (European sardine) is the source of this 1045-nucleotide messenger RNA. Its product is annotated as KIAA1143 ortholog. The coding region runs from base 77 to 574 and encodes 165 amino acids. The transcript has 4 exons. The record is from RefSeq and is a predicted model, not a curated record. NCBI's taxonomy places the organism in Eukaryota, Metazoa, Chordata, Actinopteri, Clupeiformes, Clupeidae.
AAUGCAGGCGACAUCCUGAUAGCAAACAACGGCAACAAUCCUCGCUGGUUUAGUGUUUGCCCCAUUUCUUUGUAAAAUGAACAAAAAAGGACAAAAGGGUAAUGUUUCAUGGGUAAAGCCAGCAGAGCCAUCCUUUCUCAAGAAAUUCAAAAGUGAUGUCGGGUAUAAGGAAGGACCAACAGUCGACACGAAGCGACAAGAAAUGCCCCAGCCUGAUGAUGAUAGCGAUGGUAGUGAUCGGGAAGACGAAUUACCACAAAUUGUUGUCCUGAAGAAAGGCGAUCUGAGUGCUGAUGAAGUGCAGAACAUGAAGAAAGAGAAGGGUUCGACAAAGGACGAUGAACCUCCUUCAGAUGGCAAGAUCGUGUUUAAAAAGCCUGCAAAGCGCUCAUCCUCAGAUAAGUUCCAGGGCAUUUCCGCCAGUUCCAGCAAGAAGAAGAAGCAGCAGCAGCAGCAGCAGCAAGACGACGAAGACGAAGACGAGGACGAGAAGAGCGAAUCGAAAUCAGGGGCGAAAGUGAAAAACAAAAGUUUGCUGUCAUUUGGAGGUGAUGACGAGGAGGACGAUGAUUGAAAACGACUGCAUAUUAGCAACAGGGUCCUCUUGAUCGACAACAUUCAGAUGACUAAGCAUUCGUGUGGUUUAUUGUGUCGUUUUGUAUGUUGUGCUUUAUUUUCUAAGUUGUUUUAGAUAAUGUAAAUGGUUUCUCUUUGGAGGGACAUCCUCUGACCAUCUGGAUGAGUUGUGUGUGGUCGAAUUUCCUUAAACAAUGUAUUAACAGGUCGAAAGCAUCAUAUACACUGGUGAAACAAUAACUGAACAAGCACAAUGGCAGAUGCUUGCAGAACUCAACAUGUGAAGGCCAAAGGUUGAUACACUGCAACAAAGGAACGGCCUCUGCGCUUCUCAUUGGAUGAACACAUAUAGCUUCUACAAAGGAGCUGUUUUUUUUAAACAUGUUUUAUGAUUAUCAAUGUAUUUGCCAUCCCAAGAUUUGGGAUAGAAUGGGUUAUUAGUUGCUGGGGGAGGGGAGGAGAGGAAGGG